Messenger RNA from Ananas comosus (pineapple), 384 nucleotides. Its product is annotated as GABA transporter 1-like. Gene Ontology annotation, cellular component: plasma membrane. The record is from RefSeq and is a predicted model, not a curated record. NCBI's taxonomy places the organism in Eukaryota, Viridiplantae, Streptophyta, Magnoliopsida, Poales, Bromeliaceae.
CUAGGCAGGCAGUGGGCAAUAACAGUUUCCCUUCCUCCUUCCGGCGGCGGGCUCCUCCUCGAGAGCAAUUGCUCAAGAGAUUGAUAUAUACAUACAUACUGCGCGCGCGUGAGGAGCAGGCCCGGCCGGCCGGCUACCGUUCGAUCUAUUAAUAUAUAUAUACAUAUAUAUACAGCUAGCUUAAUUCGAUGGGAAUUUUGGGGUCGAAUUCAGUAGGCAUGGACGAUGAGGAGAGCAACACCGGUCGCAAGACGGCAGCUGGCGAUCCCAUGUACCAGGGCGGUGGUGCUGAUGAUGCUGCUACAACUUUUCCCUCUGCUGAAGCACGGGAGGAAACACAGCACAAGUUGGAUGCCGGAGCACUCUUCGUUCUCAAGUCCAAAG